This is a messenger RNA of Aspergillus welwitschiae, 1045 nucleotides long. RefSeq lists its product as uncharacterized. The coding region runs from base 238 to 888 and encodes 216 amino acids. The transcript has a single exon. Lineage: Eukaryota; Fungi; Ascomycota; Eurotiomycetes; Eurotiales; Aspergillaceae. The record is from RefSeq and is a predicted model, not a curated record.
AACCGCUAUAUUGGCUUAUAUUGCUUCAGGAAAUUCACGCUGCGAGGUGAUAGCGCAGGGAUUUGUGUCAGGAGCGAAAUCACACUGUGGAUUGCCAAGAACUGACAGAGGCGUAUCUAAUCAACAGUUGCAUGUUGUGUAAAGUCCUCCCUUUCCGGAAGCCUCAACACAACUGUAUUUCUUCGUUUGCUCUUAGCAACUCAUUCAAACUGUGCGUGACGUACCCUGCCGCUCAAAAUGAAUGCAUCAGGCCAUGCAACGUACAAUAGUCGCCGGCAAUCGCGAUCGUCAAAUAAGUCAUCGAAAUCGUCAUAUUUUUGCAGUGGCAGCAGUCCACCCGAACUUCACGCGCUGCCAAAUACUGACGAGUCGGGUGUGGAAGCCAUUUUUCGGCACUUUAGCCAGGGCAUGGCAUUCUGGGAAUGCCUCAAGACAUGCCGACCUUGUUUGGAAGCCCACUCAUACCGCGUACUCGACAUGGUUGAGAAUGUGAUUGGGUUUCUGAGCAAUAAUGUCACUGCUACGGCGGCCAACUCGGUUGGAGGGACAGAAAAGCAUAGCCGGAGCCGCAGCGGGAUCAGCGGCAGCGGCAUUCGGAGCGCGCCACAAACCUUCGUACAGCCCUGUGUGGCCGUUGUGGCUCCUACCAGUCCCUCUCUGGCUGCAGCUCUUGAGAAUCUCCCUCCCAUGGUUCUCGGAUGGUUUACUCUUGACGAUCAACAAGGAGCCACCCUGAUACGCUUUAUAUAUCGUCGAAUGUUACGGCAGAUAGCUUCAGUGUUGGAUGAGAUGCAGCAGAUGGAACAUGAUCAGCAUAUCGCAUGGGAAAGAGAGCUGGCAACCUACCUGAUAACAGUAUUGCAAAUACUUGAGGGCUUUGAAAGAUAGCGUGUUAUUAAAUGACGAAACGCAAAUACUAUCUAGAGAUAUGCGACAAAGAAAAUCUAUGAUCCAACGUUUAGCUAAUUUGAUGUUGUCACUUGUUACAACUACGUCAAUAUAUGGAAAAAGAAAAAGCUGCGCUUGUAUAUUUCCGCAUAGGUAC